Lithohypha guttulata is the source of this 2256-nucleotide messenger RNA. It is a transcript of the gene PAB1, whose product is annotated as Protein phosphatase PP2A regulatory subunit B. Gene Ontology annotation, molecular function: mRNA 3'-UTR binding; poly(A) binding; poly(U) RNA binding. Gene Ontology annotation, cellular component: nucleus; cytosol; ribonucleoprotein complex. Bases 1 to 2256 code for a protein of 751 amino acids. The transcript is spliced from 2 exons. The record is from RefSeq and is a predicted model, not a curated record. NCBI's taxonomy places the organism in Eukaryota, Fungi, Ascomycota, Eurotiomycetes, Chaetothyriales, Trichomeriaceae.
AUGUCUGCGGAAGUGGCUCAACCUCAAACCGAGGGUCAGAAUGGCUCUGAUAUCUCUGCUCAAAACGGUCCUGCCGCCAUCAACACCCAAGUUGAUGGAGCGGGUGAUGCAGAUUCUCAGACUCCAGCCUCUGCCAACCCGAACUCCCAGCACUCGGCCUCUCUGUACGUCGGCGAACUUGACCCUUCUGUCACCGAGGCCAUGCUUUUCGAGCUCUUCUCCUCUAUCGGCCAGGUUGCCUCUAUCCGUGUCUGCCGCGAUGCAGUCACCCGUCGCUCUCUAGGAUAUGCAUAUGUUAACUACAACAAUAUCGCUGAUGGCGAACGUGCUUUAGAAGAUCUGAACUACACUAUUAUCAAGGGAAGACCAUGCCGAAUCAUGUGGUCUCAGCGAGAUCCUGCUCUCCGAAAGACUGGUCAAGGCAAUGUCUUCAUCAAGAACCUGGACAAUGCCAUUGACAACAAGGCUCUCCAUGAUACCUUCUCCCAGUUUGGCAACAUUCUGUCCUGCAAGGUGGCUCAAGACGAGUUCGGAAACUCCAAGGGUUACGGCUUCGUCCACUACGAGACCGCCGAGGCGGCCAACAAUGCUAUCAAGGCUGUUAAUGGCAUGCUGCUCAACGAUAAGAAAGUCUACGUUGGUCACCACAUCGCUAAACGAGAUCGCCAGAGCAAAUUCGACGAGCUAAAGGCAAACUUCACAAAUCUGUACAUUAAGAACAUCGACGAGUCGGCUACUGAUGAUGAGUUCACAAAGAUGUUCGAAAAGUAUGGCGACAUCAUCUCUGCCACUAUUACCCGCGAUGAUGCAGGCAAGAGCCGUGGCUUCGGCUUCGUCAACUACACUGAUCACGAAGCUGCUGAAAAGGCCGUCGAAGAGCUCAAUGACAUAGAGUUCAAGGGCAAGACUCUAUACGUUGGUCGAGCACAGAAGAAACACGAGCGAGAAGAGGAACUGCGCAAGCAGUAUGAGGCUGCUCGUAUGGAAAAGGCCAACAAGUACCAAGGUGUUAACCUCUACGUCAAGAACCUGGCUGAUGAUGUCGAUGAUGAGAAGUUGAGAGAGCUCUUUUCCGCCUAUGGUACCAUUACCUCGGCCAAAGUCAUGCGCGAUACUACAGACCGACCUCUUUCCCCUGACUCCGACAAAGAGAAGGAGAACAAGAAGGACGAAGACAAGCCUGCUGAGGAAGAGCAGAAGAAAGAUGAUGCAGAGGACAACGAGGACAAGAAGGAGGAUGAAGACGUCAAGGAGAUCAAGAAAGAUGGCAAGACCGUACAGCGAACCUUUGGCAAGUCUAAGGGCUUUGGCUUCGUCUGCUUCAGCAACCCCGAUGAGGCCUCCAAGGCCGUCUCCGAGAUGAACCAGAAGAUGGCCAAUGGCAAGCCACUCUAUGUUGCCCUUGCUCAACGAAAGGACGUCCGAAAGAGCCAGCUUGAGGCCAGCAUUCAAGCCCGAAACACUCUUCGUCAACAGCAGCAGGCUGCUAACGCCGCUAUGAGCGGUGCUUAUCCUCAGAUGAUGUACGGCGUCCCUGGCCAGCAAUUCAUGCCUCCUGGCGCUCAGAGAGGUGUUCCUUUUGCUGGUCAACCAGGCAUGAUGAUGCCAGGUAUGCAAGGUGGACGAGGUGGCCAAUUCCCAGGAGCUGGCUUUCCUCAAGGUGGUCGAGGUAUGCCUCAGGGCCAAAUGCCUCCUAACUUCGGUAUGCCUGGUCAGAUGCCAUUCAUGGGUCAACCUGGUAUGAUGAAUGGUUACAAUCCUCAGAUGAUGCAGGCUCAACUUGGUCGUGGCGCAGGCCGUGGCCAGAUGGGUAUGCAGAUGCCACCGAACAUGCAAAACGUUCGAGGCGGCGGUAACUUCCCACAAGCUGGUCGAGGUGUCUUCCCACAGGCACAAGGUGGCCGUCCAGGUCCUCAAGGUCGAGGUAGCUUCCCGCCAGCCGGCCCUGGUCGUGAUGAAGGUCCUGCUCCUGGUGCUCUCCAAAACCUUUCCGCUAUGCCUGCUGCAAACCAGAAACAAAUGCUUGGUGAGGCUAUCUACCCCAAGAUUGCUGCUAUGCAACCAGAACUUGCUGGCAAGAUUACUGGUAUGCUUCUGGAGAUGGACAAUUCUGAAUUGCUUGGACUUAUCGAUGACGAAGAAGCUCUCCGGGCCAAAGUUCAGGAGGCUCUGAAUGUUUACGACGAAUACAUGAAGCAACAAGCCAACGGCGCAAAAGAGGAAGACAAGAAGGAGAUUGAGGCUCCUGCUGCCUGA